Molecule: messenger RNA, 5124 nt
Organism: Peronospora belbahrii
Lineage: Eukaryota; Oomycota; Peronosporomycetes; Peronosporales; Peronosporaceae
Source: the annotation of a GenBank genome assembly
AUGGAACAGGACGCAAACGUCAAGGUCUUUUGCCGCGUACGGCCGCCCAAUGAGCGUGAGCGUGGUGGUAAACUCUCAAGCUCAAGUAAUUCUAUGGGCUUUUUGACGCGCAAUACAAACGUCGCUGCUGCCUCCACGUCCUUUACGAAGAAAUGUGUGACCGUUCCAAGCUCUGAUCCUUCCCAACAGACGAUUUUCUUACAGAGUCACCAUGGAAUAACAAAGACAUUUACAUUUGAUCGGGUAUUUGAUGAAGCUGCGAGCCAGAAUGAUAUUUUUGAGGUCGUUGGUGCGCCGCUUACACAGGCCUGUCUUGAAGGAUACAAUGGCACGAUCUUUGCCUAUGGACAGACAGGAUCAGGCAAAACGUUUACAAUGCAAGGACCUGAUGACGUGAUUGAUGCGGAUGUAAAUGAUUGUUGCUUGGUAACGGAAGAAGAAAAGUUUUCACUGCGAGGUCUUGUACCACGCGUAUUUGAUUAUCUCUUUGAUAAUGUUGUGGCAAAGGAUACAAACAAUCAGGUUCAACAUACGUUUGCAUGCUCGUUUCUAGAGAUUUACAAUGAACGAGUGUAUGAUUUACUUGACGGUGGGAGUGCAAAAGAUACAGCAGGACUACAAUUGAGAGAAAAUGGACGAAAAGGUGUUUACGCAGAAGGUUUGAUUGAAAGUGUCGUGACUAGCUCGAAGAAAGCAGCGGAACUCAUGACCAUUGGUGCUCGGAAUCGACGGGUUGGACAAACGUCUAUGAACAGAGAAAGCAGUCGAUCACAUAGUGUGUUCAUUUUACAGCUACAGUCCAAGGAGAUUUUACCGGAAGGCACGAAGAUCCGUACGUCGCGGUUUAAUUUGGUGGAUUUAGCAGGUUCAGAACGACAACGAAGUACUGACGCAGCGGGAGAACGAUUGAAGGAGGCCGGCAAUAUUAACAAGUCAUUAUCUGCUCUUGGUAAUGUCAUAUUGGGCUUGUCGGAGCAAUCGGUGGGUAAACAUCGCCACGUGCAUUACCGUGAUUCCAAGCUGACAUUUCUACUAAAGGAUUCGCUUGGUGGAAACUCGAAAACGUUCAUGAUUGCAACCAUUUCACCAGCCGAAGAUUCUGCAUUCGAGACACUUUCCACACUUAAGUUUGCUCAACGAGCAAAGAUGAUUCAGAAUAGUGCAGUCAUCAACGAAGACUCUGUUGGCAGUGCGCUCUUGUUGCAAGAAGAGGUCCGACGACUUCGACGGCAGCUGCAGCAGGCACAUCAAGAAGCAUCACGCAGUAUUGCAGGCUCUAAUAUACUCUUACAUCAAGGCGCAACACCAUCAGACGUUACUUCAAGUCAAGAUUCUGUUGCUCCAUUGUCUCAACAAUUUGGAACUUGUGAUCCUGUCAUUGACACGCGCAUCCGCGAGCUGGAAGAAUCGUUUGCAAUGGCUGCAGAGAAAAACGAUCGAUUGCUGCGUUCAUGCGAGUUUCUGCAGCUUCAAAAUGGAAACUUUCGAGCGCUUUGCACGGAUUUGAAACAAAGUGUCGCGCAAUUGAAGAUGAUGCUUCGACUUCGCGGAAUUGGCAGCACCGAAGUGCAUGAAUAUAAGCCUUCAGCUGACGCCAUUGAGUGGAGAAUAAAAUACGAUGAGAUGGAGGAGCGCUUUGUUGAGAUUCAGGAGAAGCUACAACGCAGUGGAAUAGAAGAUGCUGGCAGUGCAGACAAGGUUCAGAGCGAAGUUGAAAGCGUCAACAUUAUGCUUUUAUCUUUGACAAAGCAGCUUGCUUUUGUGCUGCGCGAAAAGCAUGACUUACAAGAGCGACUGCUGGAUAAUCAAGCUGAUAAGGAGCAAAACGUGGAAGGUCUUUCAUUGCUAAAAAAUGAAGAUGCAGACUUUUCCGCACGAUUGGAGGAGUCACUGAAGCAGCAGGCUUACGAGUAUCAGGCCAAGGUGGAUUCAGCGGCAUCUGUCAUUGCCUGUCUGGAAGAGAAAGCAGCAGAGACAUCGCUUGAGCUUAUACAAAUGAAGGAGCUGGAAGGUUCGUGGUUAGUCCAGCAACACGAUCUCGAACGCCGACUUGCAGAUUCAACAGCAGCUCUACAACAUUCAGAAGAAGCUCAACAUUUGACGAAUAAUCUGCUGAUACAAGAAAAGACUAGAGCUGACAAGCUGCAGGUACAACUAGAUCGAGCAUGUGAAAGUGUCCAACUUGAAUUUGAGGCUGCAUUAGCUGACGCUGCUACUGCCAAUCGAUCUCUUGAGCGCUCAAAAAGGCGGUUAGAGCAUCAGCUUACUGCUGCGAAUGAGGAUCUCAAACAACGUGAGUAUCAGGUCCAACAAGCGGACGAUGCAUUUGCUCAACUGAAGGUGGAAAUUACUACACUUGAUCAGGAAUACCAAAGAUCAUUAUUAAAAUGUAAAGAGGCUCGAGGCGAACUGGAGAAAAGUGCACUACAAGAAGUCCAGCUUCGAGCCGAAAUUUCUGAGCGUGAGAACGUGAUUAAUGAGCAGAAGCGUCAGGUAGCAAUGGUUAUCGAGGAAAAAACCAUACUGGAACUGAAGCUUGAGGAGUUGAGAAAGUACAUCAUACAGUUGCAGAAGGAUGCUAAUGUAACCGCACAACAACAUACAGAAAAGACUGAGUUAUUGAAGCGUCAAGCACAAGAGGAUAAGCAAAUGUUGACUGAGGACUUUAGCGAGAAACUGCGAUUGAAAGAUGAAAAGUUUCAGCAGCUUGAUGCUGAAUUUGGGAUUCACAGAGCUAAUGCAGAAGAAGCUGGUCGUCUUCACAGCUUACUGCUGGCAGAAAAGGACGUGGCAGUUACUGUGCUUCAGCAACAGCUCGAUGACAGAAAACAGGAAUAUGAGCAAGCGUUGGGAGAAGUCCAUCAGAAAUUGUCCAAGACACUUGCUGAUCUUUCGAAGGUGUAUGAAGAGAAGAACAAAGUCGAAUUCGACCGUUUUUCUGCAAUGCAAAAAAUUGAGAGUCUUCAGGACGGUACGAAGAAACUUCACCUUGUAAAGGACACAAUGGCAAAAGAGAUUCAAGAUUUGUCACAGCAUUCAAAAGAAUUGCUUGUAAAAGCAAGCGAACUAGGUGAUCAGAAUGCUGAGUUGCAGAAGCAAUGCGAGCUGCAGCAAGAUCAGCUCUCUCGUUCAGACGACACCAUUGACAGUCUUACGCAAGAAGUUGUAAAAUUGAAGCAGCAGAUCACCUUGCAGUCAAAUGAAAUUGCUAGUAUUCACAAGGACCUUGCGUCGGCACAGGAAGGUUGCCGUCAAGCUGCAACGACGUACUCUCAACAGCUCGAUGAACUUGCCUCUAAUGCAAGAAAGAUCGAAGAGCAGCAGCAGAAACUUGCUGAAAACAAGGAUAUUGUAAAGGAUAUGGCAAAUAAGCUUGAGAGGGCGUCAAGCGAGAUUCGAGAUGCUGAAUUGAACAUCUCACGCCAGCAAGAAGAGAUUGAUAUGCACAAGAAGAUUCAGUCUACACUACGUGGCGAGUUAAAAAGCCUUGAAAUUGAUCGUUUGAAGCUGGUCACGAUGCUAAAGACAGAACAAGAAUCGAAGCAGAGCAUCGAAAAGGACUUUGCCGAAGCCCGAAAGGAGUGGAAGGGCGAAAAGAGUGAGCUGGAACAGCACUCGCAUGCAUCGAUUUUGGCUUCUGAGAAACGUGUUGCCGAGUUGAUGUUGAACGAGAAGACGCUCUCAGCUUUGAAGCUCACAUUGGAGCAAGAAAACGAGCUACUGAAGACGUCAGUAGCAGAGCAGGAAGGGGCUCUGCAGCAGCUCAAGGAUUGCGUUGCCGACAGGGAGGAAAAGAUCGUUGAGCUGGAGUCAAAGACUGCCGACGCAGUCGCAACACAUGAUGAACUUGCUAGCAGUGUCGCUGAGAUGCAAAACAGUGUGCAUGAGCUCGAACUUGAGUUAGCGAGUCAGCAGAAUAUUUUGUCCGAGCAGGAAGUAAAGCUUGCCGAGAAGACUGCUGCCAUCUUGGAAAGAGACGACACCAUUGCAACGUUGAAGGACUGUUCGUCUAACGACAAAUUGAUGUGGGAUGUAAAGGAGCACGAAUUCAAAGCUGAGCUGGGAGCCGCUUACGGUCAGGUACAAGCAUAUGAGCAGCUAGUAGCGGAGAAGACUGCAGCGUUUGCAAAAGCGGAGGAAGCAUUGCUGGCGAAGAAGUACACACUUGAGCAGAAAUUCGAGGAAGGGGAGGAAAUAUUGGCGCAGCAGACUGAGCAGCUGAUGCAGGAGAUCAAGCAUCUUGGAGCGACCGUAGAACGAAAAGAUGAACAGAUUCAGCUGGCCAAUAGGUCUUUGGCUGAGCUGAAGGACCGAUUGACAGAGAGUGACAGCAGCGUCAAGGUUAAGGAUUUGCAAUUUGCAAUGGGAGAACUCGAGGCGAAGCACAAAUUGGUAGAAACGGAAAACGCAAGUCUCAGGAAGGCGAUAUCCGAACUGAAGGAGCGGGAAGAUAAGCUCAACCGUCGUCGUAGUGAGCUUGACGUUGCCGAAGAGCAAAACAGAUCUUUUCGAAAGGCGGUAGACGCAGAGAAGGCAUUAGUUGAGAAUGCUCGGAAGGAAGCACAGACGACGGCGAUGUCUCAAGACGUGCUUGGGCAGGCUAAGCGCAAGUUCUUAGCUGAGAAGGUGAAGUUGCAGCGAGAGACUCAGGCUCUUAUGAAAAAGGUAGAGAUGUUGUCGAAAGAGAACGAGAAGCUGGUUGGUCAUCGCAAUAGCCGCCAAAAAAUUCAGCAUCACGUUAAGGUGAAGGAGGAGAAUAACCGUCUUCUGGAUCAGGUGCGGCUGCUAACAGACGACAAGCUUAAACUGCAGCGAUCACUUGAGAAGCUACGGAUGAUGCUAAAGGAGAAGGAGAAUAUAGUGGGGUCUACAGGUAACACGGCGCCAUUCAUGUCUCCACUCUCGAACGAUUCGUCAAGCGGAUUGAUUCCCACCAUGAAAGCUAAGCGGCCAAGCCUUGGCAGUGCGUCAAGUGCAACUGCUGGAACAGCAGCUUCUGCUUCAAGAGUAGCAGCUAGGCUAGCAGUGCGAGGUCGGUCUAUCAGUCGUUCCGCGUCACCUGGACCAACUAAGAAGCGAGCAAGGUCACACGUUAGUUCAUCAGGACCGGGUUGGCAGAGAUAG